AAUGUUUCCUUGCUUGUGGCUCAUACAUAUCCGGAGACUAUUAUGGAUGUAACACUCUUGUGAUGGUAAAAAGGCCUCUUCUAAAGAAUUCAUGUCACAUGAUUUGGUGAUGAUUUGGUAAGCAAACAGGGAAGUUUGUCCAGCUUCCUGUUGUCGUUUGUGACAUCGUCAUGUAUGUAGGGAGUGCACAAAAACCCAUGAACGCACACACAUGCACACACAACCCUCACACCCGCAUGAUUCUGUGGAAGCCUUCUUCAAGCUGCUCAACGGAUUUUUUUUAAAGUCAAAUGACUCAUAUACAGCUCCACCCUCAAGCUUACUUGCCUGUAUGAAGAGGAAGUGCCUUCAAACACGGAGAAGACGACACAAUGGCAUCAUGUUGCAAUCCACAGUUUCUAAACCCAAGGCAUUCCCUUCAUCUGCUGGCUCUGGUUUUGACUGUGACGUGGCACUUUUCUUUGACAGAAAGUGCUGGUAAGAUUCAGCUCAAAGGGGAGGUUGGAGGAAACGUGACCUUUCGCUGCCCCGUUGUAAAACAACAGACGAUAAAAUUUUUCUACCUUCAGCGGGGCCCUCACAUAUUUGUGAAUGGCUUCUAUGAAUCAAAAAAAGUCCAACCAUGGGAGAACACCAGAUUGGGUCACGACAAGACAACUGUGCACAUGGACAGUUUGAACAUCUCGCAUAGUGGUGACUAUCUGUGCCUUAUCAUGUACAGUGACAGUCAUAAAACUGAAACUGUCAUACAACUCAGUGUCACAGCCAACUACAGUAAACCUGAAGCCACAGUGUCCUGUAGAGAUAGAUUUAGUUGUCUGGUGACGUGCACCUCACAUGGUGGGUACCCGGGCACCAAGAUGAUGUGGAACGUGAAUGGGAGUCUGGACUGGAAAGUUGUGAACAACAGUGACAUGAGCGAUCCAGUCACCAUGAUGUUUAACAGCUCCAGCACUGCACACUUCAACUGCUCCAAUGGAGAGCGGGAGUUCAGCUGCCAUGUGGGCAACGUCACCUCGAACAUGUUCCCCAUCUGUACACCUCAGAAGAAGGACCCUAACAAUCAUUUUGUGAUAAUAGCAGCAGCCACCUGUUCAAUACUGGUGUUUUUCAGUAUUGUGGUGUGGCUGUGGAGGAAAUGCAAGACAGGACAGAAAGGGGGAGAAGCAACAGAUGUGAGGCAAGAGUGUGGAGUAAAUGGAUGUAAGGAGGAGGUAAUAUCCCUCAAUGAAAAUAAAGGAGGCAAAGAGGCAUCUUGAGUGCUAAACUGGUGAAGAAGAUUAUCCGAUUUCUACUCCCUGAACAUCUUAUGUGUUCUAGAAUCUAGAACUAAAACUGUAUGUCACUCAAGUGUAUGUUACAUUUGUGACUCACUGGCUACCUACACACCAGGAUUGGCCAUUGACCUUAAGGGUCAGAGACUGACAAGGGACCGCAUGCUGUCAACAUUUCACUGACACUUGUGACUUCUUCAAAGUGUUUGAGGAAGUAUUCAUUAUGAGUAUCCUUUUACUGUUAAAGUACAGUGCGUCAUUUGACUGACAGUAGCUUACUUUUCAAAAAAAGGACUUUACCACUGAUUUGUGGUGAGAGUGUUGUUGCAUACUGGGAAAAAGUCUGAGGGCGCCACUUCCCAGCACUGUGAGCAGUGACAACUAUUUAAACCUGGAUUAAGUAAAUAUUUGACUGACCUCUAUGGGGAGAAGUGGGAUCUGUUACACUUGCUACAAAUGUCUUUUGGACUGCAUAAUUUUUAAAUACAGUAUAUUGUUGCACUUUAAAUUUACCCUGUGUGUACAGUUUUCUUAAAUAUAGCCCAGUUGUUGCCUUUACUGUUUUUGCUGGCUUUUUUAAAUUUUAUUUAAGACACAUAAGAGAAGAGUCAAUAUUAGUUAGUGAUCGAAAGGCACUGUAGUUCCCUAAUUUGUGUCCAGGGCUUUACUCUUUAUUUAGUUUUGUCAGAAAUUAUUAUCAGUAGCAGAAGCUGUGAAAAAUAUGGAUGUCAGAAUAAUGUUUGCACAUGAAAUUGUGCAGUAGAUUCCAGUAUUCCAAGUGAAACAGGUUUUUCUUUUUUACAUAAAUUGCUGUUACCCUCACGAUUAAUAGUUUGGUCCUCUUCACAACAUUUUGUCUCUCAGGUGACUCUUCUCAUAUGAAAUGAUCUUUUUGUAUGCUGUUUUGCCACAUAUUUAUUUCAUUUUAUGUUUUUCAAUCUCAAUAUAUACAACUGUUUAUUGUUUACCCUGUUUACAUUAUUUUGGGUAUGGAGACCACUAUUAUUCCUCCUUCCUUGGAAUUACCAAACGAUCUCAAAAUGCUGCUUUCAUUUCCUAAAUCUGUACAAAACAACCUUCUUGCUGUUGUAACUUGUCUUGUUUGUUUGUGAUUUGACAUCACAGUCUUGCCUGUAUCUCAUUUUUCUUUGUUACUGAAACGUACAAUCAAUUAAACUUGAGUAAUUUAAUUUUUAU
This is a messenger RNA of Siniperca chuatsi (mandarin fish), 2471 nucleotides long. RefSeq lists its product as uncharacterized. The transcript is spliced from 9 exons. The record is from RefSeq and is a predicted model, not a curated record. NCBI's taxonomy places the organism in Eukaryota, Metazoa, Chordata, Actinopteri, Centrarchiformes, Sinipercidae. Gene Ontology annotation, cellular component: external side of plasma membrane. Gene Ontology annotation, biological process: cellular response to lipopolysaccharide; cell surface receptor signaling pathway; negative regulation of T cell proliferation. Bases 372 to 1259 code for a protein of 295 amino acids.